GGGUUUUUCGCCCUUGAGACCUCGUCACUACUUAAUGCCUAUCCACUCCAUUCUCCGUCCAUAGCUAGAUCGCUAGAUUGCCGUUGUUAUAAACCCUAGAUCCCUUAUCUUCAACCGCUAGAUCUUUCCUCUGUGAAACACUAUCCUCCAAAUCACAAUGUAUCCGGAUGAUGCUCGAUCCUAUGAUGCAGGAGACGAUCAUCCAUCCCUGGAUGCUUCUGAGAUACCAACUUUUUUCAAAACCAUGGUGCCCACUGUUGCUCGAAUCUAUAAUGUUUUUGAAUCCGGCACGCUAUCCUUGUUUGCAGCUGGUGUUGUGAUCUCACCUUAUGGCCACAUCCUUACUAUCAACACCGACACCGGCACUAACAGAACAGGAAUGCAUGUUUGUUUUAAAGAUGAUGAUGAAGGAUUCAAGGCGGCUAUCUGUCAUGAAUAUGCUGAUCAUCCUUUUUUAUUGCUCAAGUUGGAGUCAGAGAGGGAGGACUUUCCCUAUGCACGCCUCGCUACCUCUGCAGCUGUACAUGGCAGUGAGAUUCAUUUUAUUCAUGUCUUUUUUAAUAAUGCGUAUCGAUAUCUUAAAGGAAUGGUUUCAUGUCCGAACAGAAACUUGUCAUCUGUUAUCAUGAGUAAAGAAGUGCAACAAAUAGUUGCACCUAGCAUUAAGCAUGCUUAUCACAAUAGAGUUCCGAUACAAUUUGUGGAGGUAGGAGCUAUUUAUGGCAGCGAGCAUGUGUGUGGCACCCCAUUUUUUGGCAAGAAUGGGACUGUUGUUGGCAUCUACUAUUUCAGUGCCUUUAAUCUAGCUUAUGGAUUUAAUCUGGAUUACCUGGAGACGAUGUCUCCUGCUUGGGAGGAAAAGAUAACCGAGUGUCAACCAGCAAGGCGGACCAAACUUACCUCCGACGGAUUGGCCUCCGGUUCUCAAUCUGGGGGGCAGCGUGCUAUGUAAGCUGCGGCGGCUGCUGUGGUGACCGGUGACCAAUUCAUGAUCAUAUUGCUACCACAACACUUAGUUUUAGCAUGACUGGUCUUAUGUUCUGGAUCAGUCAACUGUCAUGGGUUGAGUCAUGCAACAUCUGAAACGUGCCUUGCGCACGGUGGUCAAGAUCUCAGUCUCAGCAUUCUCAAGCAUCCUGACGAUCUCGGUGAAGGGGGGACGGACUUCAGGAUUGGUAUCCCAGCAGCGCGUCAUGAUGUCACUCAGCACAGGGAGACAAUCAUUUGGUAUAACUGGCCUUACCCCCUUGUUCACAACAGCAAAUGCUGCCUGCACUGCUGUCAUGUUCUGGAAGGGAAGCAAACCUGUUAUGAGCUCCCAAAGGACAAUCCCAAAGCUAUACACAUCCACCUUUUGUGUAUAGGGCCUGUGCUGAAUCAUCUCUCUGUACAAAUUGGUAAGUCAAACACGUAAGAGAAUAAUUACAACCACAAUCUGUUGUCGCAAUUGACAGAAGUUCGUAGAUUCAAGAAAACAGCGAUUCAGAAAAACUCGUAUACUUGACAGUUGAUGGAACUAAGAAGAUAAAACUUGCUGUAGUGCUAUAAAUGAGCACAAUAAUUGAUAUCCUAUAGCAUGCAGCAAACUCCAAUUAAUAAUCAUUAAAUUCCCCUUCAAGAAAAAUAUAUUUAAGCACAAGGAACUUUCGUGGGUACAAGCAUAAAUGUCACUUAUGGCAGCAUGCAUGUCUAUCAGAAAAACAUCAUCUAUAUGAUAGUUUAUAAAAAGCAUGGCCUCAAAACCAUGAGGCGCUGAAUAAAAGGGUAGAAGUCUUUUUUA
Molecule: messenger RNA, 1780 nt
Organism: Populus trichocarpa (black cottonwood)
Lineage: Eukaryota; Viridiplantae; Streptophyta; Magnoliopsida; Malpighiales; Salicaceae
Exons: 3
Coding region: 158-952 (264 amino acids)
Source: RefSeq, a predicted model, not a curated record